AAGAUAAACUGCAGAAUCAUCUGGUUUGCGACCAAAUCCCGCCUGUGCUGUUUGCUAAGGGGAAAUCCAGCCUUACAGCAAGGGGUAGUGGCUGAUAUGCUAAUGAGCAGCCCUAUGUUAAUGAGCAGCAAGAUUAAAAGUAGAAGAGGGUUUGGCUGGGCUGCACCAGGCUCGCGGCUGCAUCUCGGGGGACAGCAGCGAGGCGGCAGCCCCCGGGACGAUGGGCAAGAAGAUGCCGCAAGCCUCCAAGAGCAAAUGCCCGUGGACUUGUGCAUGCGUGAUUUUCUUCCUGACUACGCUGGGGCUGGGAGCUGCUCUGAUCUAUGUGACCAUCUUCAAGCCAGCCGAGUGUCAGACGGCAGAGGCCAGGGUGAAGUCGGAGCUGGCCGACUGCAGAAACCAGACGAGCCUCCUGCAGCUCAGCAUCACGGCCCAGAGGAACACCAUCGUCCGGCUGGAAGCCCGGGGGUCAGAACUGGAGCAAAGGGAGCGUGGCGAGAUGGCCGCGCUCAGACAGCAGCUCCAGGAGACUCAGCGGCAGAGAGACCAGCACCUGCAGGAGGUCCGGGAGCUGCGAAGACAGCUCUCAAGGCAGAGCUCCGGUGGGGCCGAUCUCAGGCUGCACAGCCUGGGCCUGCUGGCUCUGCCCCUCGCCGCGGCCCUGCUCUCCUGAGAGCAGCGGGAGCAGUGUCCAGGUCUGGGCAGGCAGCAGGAGCCGGUCCCGCUCCCGGGUCAGCAGUGCAAACGUGGGCGCGACCCCUGCCCGCCCCCUGUGCCGGGCAGCCGCGUGGGACCCGGCCCGAGCUGCUCGCGCACUGCAGACCCGCCCGUGCGUGCUCCUGGACCGCGCGCGGAGCUGGCUCCUGCCCCUGCGGAAGCCCCGGCACACCGCGUGCGGCGCACGGACCCCGACGGGGCAACAAGGCCGAGGAGGGAGCCGCGCCUCAGCUCAAGCCCUGGAGCAUGGAGGCUGGCCAUGGCCCCUGCCCCGGCUGAGCGCUGCCCUUGGGUGCCUUUCUCUAAUAAACGUCUGUCCGCCACCACGGCCCAGGAGCCCUUUGCUCCGCCGCGUCGCGGGCCGUGUGCGCGAGCUGCGGGGCAGCCGGGCUGGGUGACGGGGUGCGGGCAGGGGCCCCCCGGGCGCACAGACCCCGCACGCGGUGCCCAGGGCCAGGCCCCGAGGCUGGGGCAGCUCCUCGCGCUUGAAAGCUUCAAGACGCGGCUGGGCUGGGCUGGAGCCGGGCAGAGCCGGGCAGAGCCCAGCACGGGGCCGGGGCUGGAGCCGCCCGAGCCGCGGCCAAGGGGCGCGUGGGGGUGCCGGGGCUGCCGCGGGCGGGCGGGCGGGCGGGGCGCGGGGAGAAGCGAAACCGAGCGGCGGGAUGCGGGGGAGGGCGUAUGCUAAUGAGACCCGAUGGUAAUGAGAUCCUAUGCUAAUGAGACGAUAUGCUAAUGUGGCGCUCUGUUAAAGGGGCGAUGCAGAUAGGCGCGCGCUGGUGUCUUGCAGGCGAAGACGCAAGGUGCUAAUGCGCGGCACGCGAUUGGCAGGCGGGCGGGGGUUUAUGCUAAUGAGCGAUUUGCUAAUGACCCGCAUGCGGACGACGAGCCCCUCAACGAGCCGUCAAUGAAGACGAGGAGCCGAGGCGGGCUGUGGUCAUGCUUGCGGCGCUAAUGAGAUGUAUGUUAAUGAGACAUGCUAAUGAGGUGCAUGCUAAUGAGGCCUCCGCCCGAGCGGCUUGUCCUGCCACAGGGCAGCCCGGGGCCGGGGCCGGUGCUCGGCCCUGCACGGGGUGAGCCGUCCGGGGCUGGGAGCGGGGUGCCUCAGCUCCUUCCUGCGUGGCGGGACCCCAGCCCCAGGUCCCCUCUACACCGCUCCCUCCCAGCCCUGGCUCCCGGCUGGGUGAUGCCGCCGGCCCCUGCCCCUGCCCCAGCCCCAGGCUCGGAGCCUUGUGCCAUCGGAGCCGCCCUUGGGAUGCUGCCACGUGCAGCACCGGGGCCUGGGCAGGAAGGGGGACAGAGCCAUGCUGGUGUGGCUGGGCUCCGAGACGGCUUUUCCUUCCCCCCGGAGCCAGCGUGGCCUGCAGGACAGCAUCCCCACCUGCCCCAGGAGCUGGCCUGGUACGAGGCACUGGAGCACCGGUUGCGAGGUGAGCCUGCUGCAGUCCCAGGCCUGGGGGCUCGGGUCCUGGGCAAUGCCAUGCCCCCAUGUCUCUCCAUGAUCCCUGUGCCCAGGCUCUGGGAUGGGGCUGCAGAGCCUGGUCCUGGCUGCAGGGGGGGGCCAAAGUGCAGGAUGGGGCCAUCGGUGCUGGAUGGAUGUGCGGGGGCCAAAGUCCAGGUCCACACAGCCGGGCUCAAGGCCACGCUGGUGGGUGUUGGGGGAGAGGGGGCUCCACCUGCGCUGGCACCAGGUCUGUUUUAGGAUCCGGCAGGGGGUGGCCACCCUGACCCCAGCUCCCCUCCCCACCCUGUUCUCCAGAUGAAAACAUGGCCUGGAAAAACAGAUCCCAGCACCUCCAGCUGCAAAAGUAAGGAGCAGCUCCUGCCUCCCACCCCGGGGCCAUUCCCAGAGUGCAGAUCUGGAUGGAGAGCGGGGUGGGGGGGGUCUCUUCCUCCGGGGCAAAGCCCAGCAGUCCUGGCUCUGCCAUGAACCCCCACUGUCUUGUCUGUGCAGCCUGGGGGUGUCCCAGGGCAGGAAUUGCAACACGGGGACAAGGGGGUGUCAUAUUGAAUGUAAUAGUUUGAAUGUUUGUAAUAGUUGCCCAUUAAUCAGUUUAGGAAAAAGGCAAGGUUCAUCUUCUUAUCUAGACCAUUGUUUUGGCCUAUGCACAGAAGGUCCGGGCUUUGCUCAAAGUCUGAACUCUUGAAUUUUAUCUUUAGAGGCCUUUAACAAGGUUAACCUAAAAAUGACCCUUAAGCAAACAUCCCACAUUCUGAGAAAUCAAACUCUAGGAGCUUUUGGAAAGAAAGGUCGCUGCAGUAGUGUGGAAAUUCCCCAAAGAAACUGAACCCAGCAGAAAUCUGUUAAGAAAGAUCUGAGCCCAAAUUUGGGAGUAGUGACAGGUUUGGGUAGGAGGGGCCCAAGACGGCAACUCAUUCAAUAAAAACUGUAAGCUACUGUCCCAAUUUGGAGGUAACCUCACUUGCAGACCAACGAAGGAAGAAUCGCAAGCGUAGGCCGGAUCAGACUGAUCACCUGAACCACCCUCUCCGUGAACACGAAUCUCUUAGUUCACGCUGAAGCCACGGAGCACCCGAGUGGGACUGAAGGAAGGGGACUUGUUCCUAUUAGUAUUGAGGUGAGCCCAUUGAACCAUAUUGCUGAGGUGAGCCCAUUGAACUGUAAUACUGAGACCAACCCAUUAAAUUGUACUACUGAGGAAUGAAAGCAUAUCUAGGUGUUUGGCUUCUCGGAAUUCUAGGAUUGUAAGUAUAUUAUGAAAAUAAUAGUAUUGAUUCAAAUUUAACUUUGAGUUGUAAUUGUUUCAAAGAAGUGCAUUUGGAGCAUUGUUUCUGAUAUAUGUAGUUAUUGUGUUCUUAAUGUUUGUGGUGUUUCUUAAAGCUAAGCAGUGUUAUAUGCGUAGCAAAGAAUUUUAAAAUAAAAUUGUGUUGUAUGAA
Alligator mississippiensis (American alligator) is the source of this 3612-nucleotide messenger RNA. RefSeq lists its product as uncharacterized. The record is from RefSeq and is a predicted model, not a curated record. The transcript is spliced from 5 exons. Lineage: Eukaryota; Metazoa; Chordata; Crocodylia; Alligatoridae. The coding region runs from base 221 to 673 and encodes 150 amino acids.